Molecule: messenger RNA, 4867 nt
Organism: Seriola aureovittata
Lineage: Eukaryota; Metazoa; Chordata; Actinopteri; Carangiformes; Carangidae
Product: choline transporter-like protein 2
Exons: 22
Coding region: 405-2597 (730 amino acids)
Biological process (GO): transmembrane transport; choline transport
Cellular component (GO): membrane
Molecular function (GO): choline transmembrane transporter activity
Source: RefSeq, a predicted model, not a curated record
ACUCCUUGUAGAUGAGUUCCCUCGCCUGUUUGGAUAGAUGGCUGUUUUGAGACAGAAGCAAAGUGGAAACCCAGACAGAAAGAGGUCUUUUGGAAGUGGGAGGGCAUAGAGGGGAUAGAUGCACAGGUGGAGCACAGAUUGGAAAAGAGGCAGUUGUUUCAGGAUAAAGACAGAAGGGGAAGUCUGAGGUAAGGUGGAGCGUUGCUGUGCUGCCCUAGUGCUCACAGCUAUUAUUCAGGGACAGGUUGGACUGGUUUUUCCUCCACAAUACCUGUGUCUCCACCGCUCUCGCUCAUUUAAACCAGGAGAGAGAGGGAGGAAGCAGUGACUAGAUAAAGAGGCUGUGGAAAAGGUAAAAGGGUUCUCUGUACUCUUCAACAUUUGACCCAGAGAGGAAUUUCAAGAUGGCUGAGGAUGCAGAAUAUUAUGGAAAGCAUGGCGAGCCAAGGAAGUAUGACCCCACCUUCAAGGGCCCGAUUCAGAAAAGGGGUUGCACAGACAUCGUGUGCUGCAUCCUCUUCGGUCUUGCCAUAAUUGGUUAUAUUGCAGUGGGAGUACUCGCCUGGUCUCAGGGUGACCCCAGAAAGGUGAUCUAUCCCACAGACAGUCGAGGCCAGUUCUGUGGGCAGGCGGGCACCCCACUUGAGAAGAAGACACUGUUGUUCUACUUCAACAUCAUGAAGUGUGCCAGCCCCAUGGUGCUGCUGGAGUUCCAGUGUCCGACCACACAGUUGUGUGUGGAGAAGUGCCCAGAAAAGUUCAUGACGUUGGUCAAAGCCUACGCCAACAAAAAAGACUUUGACUACUACAAGAACUUCUGUAAGGAAGGUGUGACAAACACAAUGGGUAUACCAGAAAUCCUCAGGUUAGGCCUCUGUCCUUCCAUGCUGAUGCCCAGCAAGCCCUUCACACGCAGGUGUUUCCCAGCUUUGGGCCAGAAAGGAGGUGUGAUAACUGUGGGAAACAUCUCUCGCUUUGAUGAUGGAAGUGGAAACAUGAGAGACGCCAAGGAUCUCAUGGAUGGAGUCAAGAAUGCCACUGUGGUUAUUGAGGCUCGUCAGGUGGUCAUGAAAAUCUUUGAGGAUUACACGCACUCCUGGUACUGGAUUCUCAUAGGGUUGGUUAUUGCCAUGGUCACCAGCCUGCUCUUCAUCAUCCUCCUGCGCUUCCUGGCAGGGAUCAUGGUCUGGAUCAUGAUUGUCCUGGUGAUACUGGUCAUAGGAUACGGUAUCUUCCACUGCUACAUGGAGUUUGCUUCCCUGAAGGGAGAGGCAGGAUCUAACGUGACUCUACAGGAUCUGGGCUUCCAGACAGACUUCUCGGUCUACCUGCAGAUUCGACAGACGUGGCUGGCCUUCAUGAUUAUCCUGGCCAUCGUGGAAGUCGUCAUCAUCCUACUGCUCAUCUUCCUCAGGAAAAGGCUUCUGAUCGCCGUCGCUCUCAUCAAAGAAGCCAGCAGAGCCAUUGGACACGUGAUGUGUUCCCUUUUCUUCCCAUUGUUCACCUUCGUCCUCCUGGCCAUAGUUAUUGCCUACUGGGCAGUUACUGCUGUUUUCUUGUCUACCUCGAAUGAGCCUAUCUACAAAGUUUUUAAUGAGUCGAUAUGUGAACACUCGAGGAAAGUGUGUGACCCAGCUGACUUCACGAGCAGUCCAAUGCAAACGCAGUGCCCCGACUCCCAGUGCCUUUUCGCCUUCUACGGAGGAGAGACGGUUUACCACAAAUACCUGAUCGGCCUGCAGUUCUACAACGUCUUCCUCUUCUUCUGGUGUGCCAACUUUGUCAUCGGUCUGGGACAGAUGACUCUGGCCGGGGCCUUUGCUUCUUACUACUGGGCCUUUGUCAAGCCAGAUGACAUGCCUGCCUUCCCAGUGUUUUCUUCCCUCGGGAGAUCUCUCAGGUAUCAUACCGGAAGUCUGGCGUUCGGCUCCCUCAUCCUCUCCAUAGUUCAGAUCAUCAGGGUUCUGCUGGAGUAUCUGGACCACAAGCUGAAAGGAGCCCAAAAUAAGUUUGCAAAGUUCCUGUUGUGCUGUCUGAAGUGCUGUUUCUGGUGUCUGGAGAAAUUCAUCAAGUUCCUGAACAGAAAUGCGUACAUCAUGGUGGCGAUUUAUGGCAAAAACUUCUGCACCUCAGCCAGAGAUGCCUUCUUCCUCCUCAUGAGGAACAUGAUCAGGGUGGCCAUCUUGGAUAAAGUGACAGAUUUCCUCUUGUUUUUGGGCAAACUGCUCAUCGUUGGGCUUGUGGGCGUCUUUGCCUUCUUCUUCUUCUCUGGGAGAGUGAAGGCCUUUGAGGACACGGCUCCCAAUCUCCACUACUACUGGGUGCCCAUCAUGACUGUGGUAGUUGGCUCGUACCUCAUCGCCCAUGGAUUCUUCAGUGUGUACGCCAUGUGCGUCGACACAUUGUUCCUCUGUUUCUGUGAAGACCUGGAGCGCAAUGACGGUUCAGCCGCAAGGCCUUAUUACAUGUCGUCAACUCUUCAUGAGAUUCUGUGGAAGAACAUGGCUGAGGAUCCGACUCCGUCUUCUGCUCAGCAACAAGACAAUCAAGACCUCCAGUUGAGAGAACAGCAGGCCAGAGAGGAAAACGCAUCUUAGAGAGGAGGAGUUUUGUAGGAAAGACACUCAAGAUUUUUCACUGAAUUACAGGCACUUAACUGCUAUAGUUCAAGACUUAAAACGUGAUAGUAAGGAGCUGGUACUUUGUCGUCGCCCAUUGGGAAACCCUCUUUUGCACAUAACCCACUCGUCUCAGAGAGGCAGAUUGUGGUGCAACUGUAGAUCACAAUGCCUUAAAGUGGCAGGGGUUCAGUGUUUUGCUUCACUACCCUUAAUGGAUCCAACCCUCUGACUGAAUGAAAGUCUCCUUCAUUCACAGCUGACUGGUGUAUAACGUUUCCUUUAACCUAACUGCCCUCCAACACAAGGAAACAUGGGAAAUAAGAUGUUAUUGAAUUGUUUUCUUAAUUGACCAUUCACUAAGUUCUUCCUCCAGUGUCCAAUCACAGCUUAGCAGCUGUAACUAGACACUGCAGGCCUGUAACACUUGUUGACGUGGUGUGUGGCUGUAGUAGUAGUUAAAAUGUACAUUUAAAGAAUUUGGACCUUGCUGCCUUUUAUGUGAGAUAUCCAAAUUUAAAAAUAUAAGUUGUUAAAAGUUUAAGGAAUUGACGAAACAGUGUGUUCAUCUGCUCUAACAGGAUGCAAUCAUUAGCAUGUCCAGCUAUCUAGCUUACCUACCUACAGCUGUAACCAAGAGUUAAUUUCAAGGCCAUUUUCUGGACUUACAAAUCUGUGUGGAAACUGAGCCUGGAUGCUAUCAGAGUUUAGGCUAACUUUAGCAGCUCUGUCAUGCUCUUUAUUAGAUUUAGGAAAGUUUACACUCUAGCAACACAUUUAUCAUCAGAGGUAGUGUUGUAUUUGUCAGACAAAUUGGUUUGUCCUCAUUCUAUAAGCCUUUUAAUGCUAAAAUUAAAAAUACUGUUUUAAUUCAAGCUUGUAUCUUAAAGCAUAAAUAUACAUGUGUAUAGUAAAGUAUGUUAGCUAAGCAGUCAAACGGGGAUAUGUUACAAUAGAAUAAGUGUGUAUUUAAAAUUCCUUUACAGGGUUUUCAUUUGAAAAUAAGUCAGGUGGAAAUAUUAAAAAUUCAAGGCGCUAACGUUAGCUUAAUCAGUUAGCUAGCUCCGGCUAAUAAACUCGUCCUGCGGGCUAGAAAUGAGAAGUUGCUUUUGUCUAACUAUCUGAAGUGCAGGCCCUUUCAGAACUGACUACAAAUCUUUACAGAUGAUUCUUCAUCUUCUCCCGUCUUUUAACAUCAUUAGCUGCUAAUGUGCUGUGCUAGAAUGGAAAGUCUGUAGCAACAGUGAGGAGGCCCGGGAGCUUAGCGGAUGGUCAGUUGAACAUUAACCAUUUUUCUUGGAAUGAAUGCUUUUUAAAAUGUGCACAGGAAUAUUACACAAACAUAAUUUGAUGCAUGAUUAAUAUGAAAAUGUUGUUCUCCUGUUGGAGGUGAUAAGACUUUAAUUGGUUAAGAAACUUUGUCUUGUUGACAGCCAGGUAUUUCUUCAUCUUUUAAUGACAUAGGGUUGGGAAUGACUGUAGCUGGUUUGUGAUAGUCUUCAAUCUGAUUGAAAAAUAGCUUCACUAAAUAUCUUGAUUAUUUAAAUGGCUUAAUCUGAGGUUACCUGACAUUUCUAAACUUGUUUUUUUGCAUUUUAUUUGUUCCUCCCACUGCCACUGGCCAGUUGAAACUUGAAGCCGUUCAUGUGCCUCAUUUACAGUGUUAAUAUUGGUCUGUUUGCACCUUAGGGUACCUAAUUGUUUACAGUUUAUGCAAUCAGAACCACGUGAUCAUCAGUACUACUCCUUUACUAUGCUGUACUAUUGAUGCACUUUAAUUUCUGUUCACACAAAGCCAUAACAGAUUUGUAUCUGUAUGAAUGAAUACUGGUGAUUUUCUUGAAGCUAGUUGUUUUGUAGUUUCUUAUGUUGACGUUUUUACUGUAAAGCAGUGAAGGUUUGCAUUCAGUACCUUUUUACAAAGGAUUGUGUUCUUGGCAGUGCAGCUGCUUAAAUAAACUGUAUUUGAAACAAGUUUUCACUGUGUAAAGCAGGAUUUUAAGUCUUUAAAUGGAUGCAUGUUGUUGGCAAUUGAACCAUUUAUUAAAGCCUUUUUUUCUACAGAACUGGAAACGAGCCAAAUUAAUUUUGUCCUUCAGAUUUACUGGUGUAUUGAAUAUUAAUUGUGAAGCUUGAUCCUCAUUUAAAAGCACUUGACUCUGUUUAGGAUGUAGAAUGUCUCUGUUGUACAUAAAAAUAAAAACUGUGCUCGAGUUUAAAAUAAAAACAAUGGCUCUAAUGAUUUGUAU